AUGCACAAGGCGAUCGACGCCGGUUCGCCCAUAUCAACCGCGGUCGGGUCACUAUCUAGUCCGCUAUCUAGUCCACAAUCCCGUCCACAAUCACAAUCACUGGGUCGACUCUCCGCAGCUGAAUCAUCGUCUUCCGAAGCAUCAUCCCUCUUUUCACCAUUCUCCUUUAUUUAUCCAUCAAUAUUGACUACACCACCCUCUCCACCCCUGCACCCAUACUCAACGAAUACACUUCCGUCUCCUGACUCUCCGGUUUCGCAUCUGUCACCUCCAUUACCAUCCAUUCCACCAGUGCUUCUCGCAUCAUAUCCAACGCAACGUCUAAUAAACAUAUAUCCUGAAGUUCUUGCAGCCCAUGGCGAAUUACGUGGGGUUCCCAUCGUCGCAAAGAACAAUCGUGCAGAGCGUACGGUGGCUAGUUCUAUCUUUGUUGUAGACGGACAAGAGAAUAAGGCGUGCAACGUUAUUAUCGACAGUACAUAUGGGGAUUUGGACAUGGUUGAGGGAGUUGGUAAAGACUGUGAGAGUAGUGAAGUUGAUUUCAGGUUGAAUGGUGGGAAUAUGGAAAAUCUGCAGAGUGAAGAGGGUAACAGAAAAAGUAUGGGUAAGAGGGAUAGCACUUUCAAAGAAGAAAGUGUGAGUGAAAUAUAUAUAAUAGAGAGAUUGAGAGGUCAAAUAAGUAAAACAGAUAACCGAAGCAGUGUUCAGAGUAACAAACUGAGAGAUAGAACGGUAUUUUCGAGUAGGUCUACGUCAAUUAGUGACAAUAUUAGAAGUAAGCCAACAAGCAUUGACCUGGAAAAGGUUUCCCAAUCGAUCCAUGAAAGGAACUUUUUCUGCAACUUCUUCCGGCGAAAAGAUGAUAGGAUAGCGAAUACGAAAGAGAUAAAAACCAUCAGGGAGAGUUGGGAGAUUAUAAGUAAGAAGGAGAGAGAAGACGGGAGUUGGGAGAUUGUAAGUAAGAAGGAGAGAGAAGACGGUUUUACGGAUAAGUCGACCGAAGAUGAUCGCAUACCAGAUAAACUUUCUGGUUGGUCUCAGCCAUGGUUGAACGAGUCCGGCAAACCAACGGCGAAGCUUUGGAGUGUUGUGUUUAUAACAAUCAUUAUUGCCGUGAUGAUUCUGCUUACUAUUGGUGUUAUAGUUGGAUUCGGUAAAUGA
Messenger RNA from Paraglomus brasilianum, 1161 nucleotides. NCBI's taxonomy places the organism in Eukaryota, Fungi, Glomeromycota, Glomeromycetes, Paraglomerales, Paraglomeraceae. The record is from the annotation of a GenBank genome assembly.